Messenger RNA from Psammomys obesus (fat sand rat), 954 nucleotides. RefSeq names its product chromosome unknown C17orf50 homolog (gene Pgbdf). The record is from RefSeq and is a predicted model, not a curated record. The transcript has 3 exons. The coding region runs from base 1 to 573 and encodes 190 amino acids. Lineage: Eukaryota; Metazoa; Chordata; Mammalia; Rodentia; Muridae.
AUGGCUCAUACAGAAGGCGUGAAGACCCCUCUUUGGAGGAAGGAGGUGGAGGAGCCUGAGGCCAGGGAGGAGGAGCUGGAGGACGAUUCGGAGUCGUCGUCGUCGUCCUCGGAGGUGGAGGAGAAGGCGGACCCGGAGAGUCCGACGGAGACCGAGGAGGACCCUAGAGAAGCCGACCAGCGCGAGGCUCGCUCGGUGUCCUAUUGCCCGCUGCGCCAGGAGCCCAGUAACCAGCAGGUGGCGCUGCUGCGACGCUCGGACAGCGGCUUCUGGGGCUGGCUCAGCCCGUUCGCGCUGCUGGGUGGCCUGGCGGCCCCCGCGGACAGGAAGCGGGGUGCUCCGGAGGAACCGUGCGUGUUGGAGACUCGGCGGCGGCCACCGCGCCGCGGGGGCUGUGCCCGUUGUGAGAUCCUUUUCUGCAAGAAAUGCAAGACCCUGCAUACGCACCCGGCCUACGUGGAGCACUGUAUUCUGGAGCACCCUGACCUGGGUAAGGCGGAGGCCGCCGGCAGCUCUGAGCGCGUCUGCUCCCAGCCUCUGCACCCGCAAUGCUCCAAACUCUUCUAUCUCUAGUGCUCUCCACAGAACUGUCCUUUCGCGCCGCCCUCCGUGGCGCCCCCUUCCGGUGAGAAGGUCCACUGUCGGUUCACUGUUCCACCUGCUGUCUCACCGAACUACAACAGAACCUAGGCCCUUCUCCCCAGGCAGAACCCCGCACCUACAGCCCUCCUGACCCCCGCCUCCAACACAGCCUCACCUGCAUCUUUUCAGGUCCUUCCGGCCAGGCGAGCAGAGGCGUCGCCUGGAGGAAAAUAGCCUCGGGGUUCCCUCAGCUCUCUAAGAUAUUGCCUCUUUGCCUCUAACCCCACAAUAAAGUCUCUGAUCAAAGCCGCCUGAGGUGGAGUGGAGUGAUAGAUGGGACCCUCCUUUCUCUCCCCUGAGCGCGGGGUUGGG